Molecule: messenger RNA, 3726 nt
Organism: Anolis sagrei ordinatus
Lineage: Eukaryota; Metazoa; Chordata; Lepidosauria; Squamata; Anolidae
Source: RefSeq, a predicted model, not a curated record
AGACUAAGAGAGAGAGAGAGAGAGCGAAGGAAUGCGUGUCGGAGAGGAAGGGACGAGGGAAGCCCAGAGAAAGAGCGAGGGUUGUGUGCGGUGGGAGUCAAACCCGAAGUCCCCCCGAAUCCCCGCGGUGGGGAAUGGCCUCGGCUUCAUUGUGACGCAAGCAAGGCGAGAGAGAGAGAGAGCGAGAGAGAGAGAGAGAGCCGGCGCUGGUCCCCGAGCCUCCUGGCCCGGCGCGCUCCACUCCAGCCAGACGGCAGCAGCCAGGAGCAGGAACCGAGAGGCGGAGGCAGAAGCAGCAGGAGCUCCCCGGCGGCGAGACAUUUAUUAUUCAACUAAGCCAAUGAAGAUGUGCAUAGAAGAAUAAUGGAAGCCCCUGAAUAUCUUGAUCUGGAUGAAAUAGAUUUUAGUGAUGAUAUAUCUUAUUCAGUAACUUCCCUCAAGACUAUCCCAGAAUUACACAGGAAGUGCGAUUCACAAAAUGAAGACAGAACAGUUUCUGGCACCAACUGGAGUUUGGGAGUCUCAACUCUCCUUGGAAAUGGGCAAAAACCAACUGGCAUUGCAGAUGUGUACAGUAAAUUCAGGCCAGUGAAGAGAGUUUCCCCACUUAAGCACCAACCAGAAAGCUCUGAAAAUAAUGAAAGUGAUGACCAAAAGAACCAAAAGGUAGAGUACAAGAAAGAUGGUGACUCUCCAUCUGCAGCUCAGACUGGCAACCAGACUCUGGGUAGUGGGGAGAGUCUUAAGGCUAAGUGUGGCGAACCGGGAGUUUUGCUUGGUGAGCUGGAGCAUUAUGACCUGGACAUGGAUGAAAUUUUGGAUGUGCCUUAUAUUAAAUCCAGCCAGCAGCUUGCUGCUUUUACCAAGGCAGCUCCAGAGAAACAGAUUUUGAGUGUGUACUCAACGCUGAAUGGUCUCAAUAGCAAGUUAUACUCUGCAGGAAACACUGAGAAGACACCAACAGGAACAACGCAGUUCUGUGUUCUGUCCCCGGUGAAAAGCUCUCAGCUGAGAAAAGCACAGCCCAUUGUCCCUGAUCAGCAUACGCAUUUAGCAGAAGGAUUCGAGUUUCCCCGGCCAUUAGUUAAAUGUGGUUCAGUUCAGGAACCCGAAGCUCAGACCAAGAGCUUCCUCAACAGGACGUUUGGUGAUAAAAUGGAGAAGACGCUGCCCCACAGUCAAUUAAGGACUUUUCAUCUGCAGGCAGCAGUGACAGAAAACAAGCAAGAUGACUCGAAUAGCAAUGCAAACUGGAACAGCUCUGGAGGUCUAGAAGAACGGAACGAGAAUAUGAAAAAGAAUAAAAGCAUUCUCAAUAUUGUGAAAGAAGGGCAGAUAUCCCUACUGCCCCACCACGCAGUGGACAAUCUGGAUAAAAUUCAUGACGAAAAUGGCAACAAUCUUUUGCAUGUUGCAGCAUCACAAGGGCAUGCAGAAUGCUUACAGCAUCUCACAUCUCUGAUGGGUGAAGACUGCUUGAACGAGCGAAACAGUGAACGGCUGACUCCAGCUGGUUUAGCAAUAAAGAAUGGCCAGCUGGAGUGUGUGAGGUGGAUGGUGAGUGAAACAGAAGCUAUUGCAGAACUCAGUUGCUCAAAAGAUCACCCAAGCCUUAUUCACUAUGCAGGUUGCUAUGGACAGGAGAAAAUCCUUCUGUGGCUUCUUCAAUUUAUGCAAGAACAAGGGAUUUCUUUGGACGAAGUUGAUCAGGAUGGCAACAGCGCAGUCCAUGUAGCUGCCCAGCAGGGAUAUCUGGGGUGUAUACAGACUCUGGUGGAAUAUGGAGCAAAUGUCACUAUGCAAAACCAUGCUGGCGAGAAACCUUCCCAAAGUGCUGAAAGGCAGGGGCACACCAUGUGUUCACGUUACCUUGUAGUAGUGGAGACAUGCAUGUCAUUGGCAUCCCAAGUUGUGAAGCUAACCAAGCAACUCAAAGAACAGACUGUAGAACAUGUGACAAUACAGAAUCAACUCCAGCAGGUUCUGGAAACACAGAGGUCACUGCCAACAUCUCCAAGUUCACCAUCAUCAUCCAUUUAUGGCAAACCACAGUGGAAACCUUCUGAUACAGAUGACUCGACUCUACCGAAAAAUAAAUUGAACACCCAGGAUGGAAUCCAGAUCUUUAGCAGUGUGGGAACUCCUCACCACAAUCAGCCUAAAAUUAAAGAUGAGGACUCUGACAGAAUCCUGCGCCAGCUGCUGGGGAAAGAAAUCUCUGAGGAUGCCUGCAUGCAAGAAAAGCUGUCCUUAGAAUUUCGAGAUGUUCGUGCUUCCAAGAGCAUGAAGAAAGCUCCCUUGGAGAAAAAGGAGUUGAAAUUAGCAAGGCUGAAGCAUCUAAUGCAGCGAUCCCUCAGUGAGUCUGAUACAGAUUCCAAUAACUCUGAAGAUCAGAAGAAUACACCUGUGAGAAGAAUGGAGAAGCCAAGGCCACAGCCCAUAGUGGAAAGCUCUGAAAGCACGGAGAAUUUGCACCUAAUGAUUAAGAGGCACACUUUGGCAUCAGGUCGCCGGUUCCCUUUUGGAAUGAAAGCCUCAAAAUCAUUGGAUGGUCACAGCCCUUCUCCCACUUCUGAAAGCAGUGAUCCUGAUAAUGAGUCCCUGUAUCAGACUGGUACCUUAUCUCAGAACCAGGAGUCAGGAGAUGCUUGCCAGUCAAACCCUGAGACCUCCACUUCUCACAAAGUUGCCACAAGUCCCAAGAGCGCACUCAAAUCACCAUCUUCAAAGCGCAGAACUGCCCAAAAUUUAAAACUCAGAGUGACGUUUGAGGAGCCUGUGGUACAGGUGGAGCAAACAGAAGUUGGUUUAAAUGGGGAAAGGGACAAAGAGAGGAGUAAGGUCCUUCAGCGGCCACCCAAUGCUGAAACUGGGGAGCAGCAGAAACGACCAUUUGGAACAUUUCGGUCCAUAAUGGAAACACUGAGUGGCAACCAGAACAAUAAUAAUAACUAUCAGACUUCGAGCUUAACCAAGACCUCAUCACCUUUUACCUCAUUAGGAAGGAAAGCCACAGAUAGCAAGGGAAAUUCAGCUAACUCAGCAAAAGGAAAAAAUAAACCAGCUCCUUACUCCGGCUGUGUCAGUUUUUCCACUAGCAUGCUGAUUGAAGACCGCCUGUGUAACUAUGCAUGGCAUAACACCACCAACAGAAAACUUCAGCAAUCUUACAGCAGAAGUUGUUUUGAAGAACCAGAGCUGCAAGAAUUCUUCCUUUGACUCACAUCUCAUGGGGUUUCACUGUCUUCCUCCAAACAUGGCCUGAAAUCUUCUCACUUGAAAACUUAACUUUCACCAGCAGAAUAGCAGACUCUUUGGAUGCCUUACAUUUAUAGUAACUAGACCAUAUACUAAAAUUCAUAUGUGUCUAUGCCAAUGCUUUGUAAAGAGUUAUUAUUUUAAGGCAAGGGUGAGCAAAAGCCAUGAUUUGGAAACAAAAUAAUGCAAGGAGCCUCCAGAACAUUCAUCUGACCACCAUUUUGUACACUACUUGUUGCAUGGAUAUAAUGUAACAUGUCUUGUAUCUUCCUUUCUACAAACCCAGUUGUGUCUGUUAAAUAUAAUUUGAGAAAUGAUCUAAUAAGGUCUUUGUAUGCCCAGAUUCUCACUGAGCCUGAGACAAGGGCUCCCCUCUCCCUCUUGAUCAACCAUGUUUUACUUCUAUUUUUGAUUUUUUGUAUAAAAGAAAAUAAACUAUGUGUUAACCAAAACACAGUAUAAACAUAA